UUUUCUGGCAACACUGACUUAAAUAGCAACAAUUUGCAAGCCACCAAAAACAUAAGAAAACGAAAUCAAAUCAAAUAACUACAAAAAAUAUUACAAAAAACGACUUAAAUAUUUUGUUUAAUAAACAGCAAUUAUAGUAAAUAAAUCAAACGUAUUCAAUUGCUUUUAUAUAUUGUCACCUGCGUGCCUGUGUUUCUGUGUGUGUGUGCGUGUGUGUGCUUUGUUCUUGUCAUAGGCCGCCUUCGCCUUUUGAGUAAGGGGGAAUAAUAUAUAAAAAAAAAGAAGAAAAAUGGCAAAGAAAACUUACGAUUUACUUUUCAAACUGUUGCUAAUUGGUGAUUCGGGUGUUGGCAAAACAUGCAUAUUAUUUCGAUUCUCGGAUGAUGCAUUUACGUCCACAUUUAUAUCAACUAUAGGAAUUGAUUUCAAAAUCAAAACAGUCGAACUCAGGGGCAAAAAGAUCAAACUACAAAUAUGGGACACUGCCGGCCAGGAGAGAUUUCACACAAUAACUACGUCAUAUUAUCGAGGUGCCAUGGGCAUAAUGCUUGUCUAUGACAUAACAAAUGAAAAAAGUUUUGAGAAUAUAGUCAAAUGGCUAAGGAACAUUGAUGAGCAUGCCAACGAGGAUGUCGAGAAGAUGAUAUUGGGAAACAAAUGCGAUAUGACCGACAAGCGAGUGGUCAGCAAAGAACGCGGUGAGGCGAUUGCUAGAGAGCAUGGAAUACGAUUUAUGGAAACAUCCGCCAAAUCAAAUAUAAACAUUGAACGUGCAUUUUGUGAACUUGCCGAGGCCAUAUUAGAUAAAACAUCUGGACGUGAAUCAGCCGAGAAUCCUGAGCGUGUGGUUAUUGAUCGUCGGAAUAAUGACAAGGCGCCGGGCUAUAAUAAAUGUUGUGCGUAAACUAAACUAAGCGGCGGGCAGGAGUAAGACGGAAGAUAGAUGAAUAAACAGAAGCAGCAACAGCAACAGCAGCAGCAGCAGUUGGUGUGUCCAGUGGGAUUUGUUCAGAGUGGUUUUGGAUAAAUGCAGUUUUAGAAACUGCCUCCAACGGCAACCACCACCCACCAACCCACCCAACCACACACACAAAAGACACACACUAAAACAAAGAUCAGAAGAGAGAAACAGAGAGAUAGAGAGGAACAAUAGCAACAGAAACGGAAACAGAAACAACCUACCUAAAGUUUAAACAAACAUUUGGAAGAAACUUUACAAAAACCAUAAACAAAAAAACAAAACACAACUAAAAAAGACAAAAAGAAACAAUUAAUGUUAGUUAAAGCACAAAAUUUUCAAAAGAGAACAAAAUAAUGAUGGAUGGAUGAAGAUAACGAUGAUGAUGAUGAGAUGAGAAUAUAAUAAGAAAACAAAAAGGAAAAGGUAGACAGAAAAUAAAGUAACCAUUUUGCAUUUUUUUUUCUGUCCAAUUAACUAACGAUAUAUGAUAUAUAAAUAUAUAUUGUGAGUAAAAAUUCACUCAACAUUGAUCAAUUCCAUAGAUUAGCCAAUUGCGUAUAGCGAAUGCUUGAUACAAGAGCAAAAGAAACAUUUUUAUAAUGAAAAGUUUUUUGAUAUGAUCUAUAGAUAACUAUAUACAUAUAUCUAUAUAUAUAUAUAUAUAUAUAUAAAUGGGUUACUUACCCCCCUCAAGAUGCAAUUCGUUCCAACUAUUCAUAUGUACUUAUCGGAUUGCCGUUCUUAUUUCCGUUUCAUUCAAGAUAUGACUUUAUAAUCAUGCAAUAGAUAUAUGUAUAUAUAUAUAUAUUAUAUAUACAUAUGUAUAAAGCUAAAUUGAAAAUUGAAUUCCCUCAUCAAAACUAUUAUUAAAUAGAAAACAGUAAACAAAACUGAAAGCAAUUCAUCAUAUAUCCUAAACAUAUACUAUACCUACACGUAUAUAGUAAUAUAGAUAUAUGUAUGGAUGUGUAUGUCUGUGUGUGUGUGUGUUUGUGCGCAUGUGUGUAUGUAUUUGUGUCCUAUGCUUUCUAUGUGAAUGAAAACUCAUUCAUUAGAUGUGUUCCUCACUUUUCCUUCUCCUCCUUUCCUCGUCUGGGUACAAAGAAAAAAAAAAAACAAAAAAUUUUAAGAGUUCUCGAGACAUCAGCAACGUGUUUUUAUUUUGUUUAAUAUUAAUUUGAUUUUUUUCGGCCUUUUGUUUUGC
Molecule: messenger RNA, 2165 nt
Organism: Drosophila willistoni
Lineage: Eukaryota; Metazoa; Arthropoda; Insecta; Diptera; Drosophilidae
Gene: Rab10
Product: ras-related protein Rab-10
Exons: 4
Coding region: 290-904 (204 amino acids)
Biological process (GO): cellular response to insulin stimulus
Cellular component (GO): insulin-responsive compartment; Golgi apparatus; recycling endosome
Molecular function (GO): GTPase activity; GTP binding
Source: RefSeq, a predicted model, not a curated record